Messenger RNA from Hyaloscypha bicolor E, 2881 nucleotides. RefSeq lists its product as uncharacterized. The transcript has 7 exons. The coding region runs from base 103 to 2844 and encodes 913 amino acids. NCBI's taxonomy places the organism in Eukaryota, Fungi, Ascomycota, Leotiomycetes, Helotiales, Hyaloscyphaceae. The record is from RefSeq and is a predicted model, not a curated record.
ACUUAAUGCCAGGCAACCCCCAGUGGCCAUGCCUCAACCACUCUCUUCAGUUCAAGUAUACCCUUCACCUCCUCGUGCGGAACGUUAGAUAUCACUCAGACAAUGGACGUCCAGCAAGAUUUAUCAAGUCGCUCGCAGAACGAGAUCGUCAAAUCGGACAAGCCGAUCGAAGAUCCUGUACGCCUGUUUGGACAAUUUGUCUCUGCCGUAACUUCAGAUGCUUUGAAGGACAUCCAACUUCGGUCAGAAUUCUCAACCUUUGUGCGGGAUUUGUGCAUGAAGGCGCCGUCCGUUGCUCAAUAUCUCGUCCAAGAAAUCCUCAAACACUCUACGGACAAUUCUGAACCUGAAGUUCAAGGACCCGCAGAACAUCAGUCAGGCAUCAGCCCUACAAGACCAUCGAGAAGGAGGAAGCGAUUAGACCUCACUUAUCGGCUUCCAAAGUCCUCCAAGACGCAGGCGCAUAUCUCCAGAGACGGACCUGGGGAUUCACACGCAGCUUCCGGCAGCAGCCCCUUGGUCGGCGACGGUUCGGUCACCUGUCAACCUGGUCACGACGAUGUGACCAUUAACCAAAGCAGCGACAGUCUCGUGACGGAGAAACCCCUUCUAGAAUGCGAGGGAGACAUUCCAGAGAUCGUCACCGAGGAAGUUGCUCAGGAAGGAGUGCAAGGCCAGUCUUCUGCCCACGGCCGCUCCCUGCCAUCCAUCGGCAGCGAGUCAGCGCUCCAUCAGCUGAAGGCCACGUGCAGCAGCGACAGCGCCAAGAUGAUUACCGUCCGCCCUCCCUUGCCAAGCGGGGCAGAACAGCGAGGGACGGCCCUACCAGAAAUCGACGGAAAUGCAUCCAAUAAUCAAGCUACAUCCGCUCCCUCCCUCGCACACGGGACAGAACCGCAGCAGAGUACCCUACCGGGUCCUGCCCCAUCUACACCCGUACAACAAAUCGGCAGAGGAUUCCAAUCGCCUCUGUCCGACGAUCAAACACCACAUACGGCCCUGUUCACGCCCAUAGUAGAUGGAGAAGUUCUAUCACCUCUAACCGAAGGUGGCCUCCCCACCUCCCCACCAGAUAAGGUAGAGAUGACCUUGUCAGAGAGGAUUCCGCCACCAUCGCCCAGGACGGGACAGCAACAGACGAGCCCAUACAACACUGCUUCCGCGCAAGCGCAAAAGGUCGACAGAGAACAACCGCUUCCAACUCAAGAUAGCCAAACUAUCCUGCCCCCUUCCCCACCCAGAGUGGCGCCUGCAUUAACCGACAUGGUCGCUAACGCAGUUCAUAUCAUUUACGAGAUGAGCAGGCGCCAGGAAGUACCAACGGAGGUCCAUUCAAGAAUCCUCAGCACGUUACGACCUAGCCUUGGUGAAGCACCGGCUACGAUUGCUGUGGCGGAACGGCCAGGUUCCAUGUGGAUCGCAAGCAGCUCGACAACUUGGUCAGCCUCCAUGUGGAUCAACAUGCUAGAAGCAGGUCACGCUCGUUCCAAGGAAGCAACCAUCCUCAACAUGAUAGAGUGGAUGGGCGCCUCAGAGUGGUACGACGCCGAGCUUGAACAAGCUGAGAAGGCGCCGCCUCCUACGAAACGAGGGACGCCCAGAAAACGUCUGGCCACCGUAAUUCUGGAUAAAUACCUGAAGGAGGCGCGUGAUACCACAGUCAUGGAGAGUCCGGGAAAACUCGCCUCCGAAGGCAAUGAAGAUCCUCCUUCGUCAGCAAAUUCGGCCGGAAUCCAAAAGAGGAUUUUUGAUAUAAGGAGGAAGAGGCUCAAUAAUAUUCUCCACAGAGGGCGAACAUUGCGCAAACUAAUCCAGAUGACCCGCCUAGGGAUUCUCUUCGAUCCAGAUAUAUGGAGCUAUGCGAAGGGGAGCAAAGAAAAUAUCGACAAGAUAGCUAUACCAUUUCGAGCAGAUCCGCAAAAGAUGGAGUUGCUCUCCAUCCUCGACGAACAGGUAGAGCUGUUGGCUAAGGAAGGGCGACCGGACCUCUCUCGCUUCUUUCACUCGCUUGAAUCACAUGCUAUUAUACCAUCGGAGGAGGUCUCAAGCCUACGAGCUGAGCACGGCCGAGAGAGAGAACCGGUUCCACAAGGCUGCUUGGAUACCGCCGUUGCCCGAGUCGUCGAAGGGAUCGGCCACGUUCUCGGCAAGCACACGCUCGGUAAUAACGAUUCUAUUAUGGUAAAUGGUGCAGCCGAACUUUCAUGUGGCAUGUUCGACAGGCUCCGCUCCAGGGCAUGGCUCAAUUGUUGGGAUAUUGCAGCCGCUCUGGAGAUGAUCGAUAGGCCAGUGUUCGUGAGACUCGGUCUCAGCGUCCCACUCCACAAGAAAGAUGCAAACGGCGAGGUCACGCCUCUCUCGAACCCUCUCCGUCGCUGGAGGAAGAAGAUCGACGACUAUAAGUGCGAAGGCCAGAACGAUCUCGAGGACCCACAGAUGAUAUAUCACUUUGAUUCGAUGGCAAGCCAUGGGAUUAUUUAUCGCAAAACAAAGUCUACCCUAGUAAGACGAGUAGUAGAGGAGGAGUUCAAGUACUUGAGUUUUGGAUACACUGAGGCGCCUACUCCCCAGCAGAGAGACGGACGGAGUUGUGGCCUGAUGGUCAUACGCAACGCCAAGCGGCGAAUGAUUGGACUCCCAGUUGGCAGUUGGGACGACGAGGUGGAUCCAGACCGGGUGACGAAGGAGGUAGUCGGGGAUUGCCAGACGUUCCUUGAAGGCGAUGCUCUUCAGCCAAGUCCCCUUUCCAAGAAACGCAAGAGGAUAGUCGAGGGCCUUCCGAAUAAUGUUCUUAAGCCAAGUCGCAGUUCCAAAAGACUCAGAGUGGCCACCGAGGGUUCCUAGAUGGUCCCUCAGGACAAGGCACUUCCAAAUUGUCCGG